Ramularia collo-cygni is the source of this 1332-nucleotide messenger RNA. Its product is annotated as related to actin cytoskeleton organization and biogenesis. Gene Ontology annotation, cellular component: actin cortical patch. NCBI's taxonomy places the organism in Eukaryota, Fungi, Ascomycota, Dothideomycetes, Mycosphaerellales, Mycosphaerellaceae. The coding region runs from base 1 to 1332 and encodes 443 amino acids. The transcript has 4 exons. The record is from RefSeq and is a predicted model, not a curated record. Gene Ontology annotation, molecular function: phosphatidate phosphatase activity.
AUGUCCUUCUUAAAAGAUGCUUGGGAUCAUGGCCGGCGCGCUGCUGUAGACGCCUUAGAAACAGUCGGCAUCAAUCACUCAUCUCCCUGGUCGCCAGAAGUUCCUGACGAGCUGCGAUCCUCCAUGCCUGAUCUCUUUGACCGCUUCCCUCUUGUGCUACCAUGGACAAAAGCACAACCUGUGGAUCCAGCACUUCACACAGUCUGGAUCCUUGAUAAUACAGCCUUUCGCACUCCACAGCCAGACGAUCGGCGCUCUGGCCUUUCCGAGCUGAAAAGCACAAAGAUUACGCAGCCGUCUCGCGUUGGAGGUAAAAAGAACGAAUCUCUUCGUGGCGGAAGCGGCUGGGAAGUCGAAUAUGUCGUCUGCUAUUUUAUCAAAAAUAGCGGUCGGGAUUUGUCGCGCGUGAUUUCCCAUAUUGCACACGAGUUGCAGAUUUCUGAAGACGACAUUGCGACGAAGCAGCGCAUCUCCGAUCGCGUCCAGCCUUUUGUUGAUACAGUACUUCCGAAGCGGACACUGAGAAUCAACAUUGCCGAUUCGGAAGAGCAAACUUUGGGACCAUCUGGCUACUCUGGCAUCAGCUCGGACUUGAUUCAGUUGCAUUUCUAUCCUACGGAUAUGAGACCUUUUCAAAGCUCUCCAGUCGCUGUUCCUCCGCCGUUUGGAGUAUCUAGCAUCACGAUACCAGCCGAUGAACGCGGCUGGGGAGUCAUCUCGGAUAUCGACGACACAAUCAAGAUCACAAUGACGCCCUCGCCGCUUGGAAUCCUUCACAGCACCUUCAUAGUAGAAGACCCGAAUCCAGUCCCAGGAAUGCCAGAACUUUACGCGCAGCUCGCGAAAUUACUGCAAGCGCCUCCCUUUUUCUACCUUUCCGCGUCGCCAUACAAUCUCUACCCAUUUCUCCGCAAGUUCAGAGAGAAGCACUUCCCUCCAGGUACCAUCAUUCUCCGCGAUGCCUCCUGGCAGAAUCUUGGCGGCUUGAUCGCUUCGCUCACCAGAGGCACUGAGAAUUACAAAGUCGAUCGGAUUGUCAAGAUUCACUCUUGGUUCCCACACCGGAGGAUGAUCUGUAUUGGAGAUAGUACGCAAACCGAUCCGGAGAGCUACGGCGAAGUUGCAAGGAAGUUCCCUGGAUGGAUUCGUGCAAUUUUCAUUCGGAAAGUCACGGGCAUUGCGGAGAUGAAUGAAGAGCAGAAGAACUCGAAUGAGCGAUUUGAAAACGCUUUCAAGGGGUUGGAUCGAGGGCUGUGGCAUGUCUUUACUGAGCCUAGAGAGAUCUCUGAAAGGGWGCAGGAGUUGGAGAGGAGCGGUGCUGGUGUGGCAUGA